GGGAAAAAGAAAGGCUCCGGUGCUUAGCAUCGAGCGUCAUCAUCUCCUCAACCAGGAUUGGAGGAGACCAUCGACUCACAUACACGUCACCCACACUGAAUCAAUUCUCUUCGCAAAAUUAUUUUCAAUUUUUUUUAUUCUCUUUUCCCGUUUUCGCCUUCUAUCUUUUUCGAGAAACCUUCGCAGUUUCUGGAUUUUGCUUCCGCGCGGCGUCGUUUUAUCACCGUGAUUAUGGAUGGAUCGAUCCAAGAUGGCAGCAGUGUGGAUUCGUUCUUAAGAAACUACAAGCUUGGGAAGACACUUGGGAUUGGUUCAUUUGGAAAAGUGAAAAUUGCUGAACAUACAUUGACAGGGCACAAAGUUGCUGUCAAGAUCCUUAACCGAAAGAAAAUAAAGAAUAUGGAUAUGGAAGAGAAAGUGAGAAGAGAGAUUAAGAUUUUGAGGUUGUUUAUGCAUCCCCACAUUAUACGUCUGUAUGAGGUUGUGGAGACGCAGUCCGACAUAUAUGUUGUGAUGGAAUAUGUGAAAUCUGGUGAGUUGUUUGAUUAUAUAGUUGAGAAAGGUAGGUUACAGGAGGAGGAAGCGCGCGUGUUCUUUCAACAGAUAAUAUCUGGAGUUGAGUACUGCCACAGGAAUAUGGUAGUUCAUAGAGAUCUAAAACCAGAGAACUUGCUUUUGGAUUCUAAGCACAAAGUGAAGAUUGCGGAUUUUGGUUUGAGUAAUAUCAUGCGCGAUGGUCAUUUUCUAAAGACGAGUUGUGGAAGCCCCAACUAUGCCGCUCCAGAGGUUAUAUCUGGUAAGCUAUACGCGGGGCCCGAAGUGGAUGUAUGGAGCUGUGGUGUUAUUCUCUAUGCACUUCUGUGCGGGACACUUCCGUUUGAUGAUGAAAACAUUCCAAACCUGUUUAAAAAGAUCAAGGGUGGAAUUUAUACACUUCCCAGCCAUUUAUCUGCUUCAGCAAGAGAUUUGAUUCCGAGAAUGCUUAUAGUUGAUCCUAUGAAGCGAAUGACUAUUCCGGAAAUCCGUGCACACCCGUGGUUCCAAGCUCAUCUGCCACGUUAUUUAGCUGUUCCACCGCCAGAUACAACCCAACAAGCUAAAAAGAUCGACGAAGAGAUUCUUCAGGAAGUGCUGAAGAUGGGAUUUGACAGGUCUGCCCUUGUCGAUUCUCUUCGGAACAGGGUUCAAAAUGAGGGUACUGUUACAUACUAUCUGCUGCUAGACAAUCGAUUUCGCGUUUCGAAUGGCUACCUUGGGGCUGAGUUUCAGGAGACUGUGGAUUUUGGUUAUAAUCGGAUGAAUCCAAGUGAGGGAAUAUCAUCUCCUGUUGGUCAACGUUUUCCUGGAGUCGUUGACUACCAACAGUAUGGAGGAAGGCAGUUUCCCGUGGAUAGGAAAUGGGCUCUUGGUCUCCAGUCACGAGCCCAUCCUCGUGAGAUAAUGACGGAAGUUCUCAAAGCUCUGCAAGAAUUGAAUGUCUACUGGAAAAAAAUCGGGCACUACAACAUGAAAUGCAGAUGGACACCUGGCAGUCCUGGUCAGCACGAAGGAAUGCUCAUGAAUACUAUGCACGACAAAAAUUAUUUCGGAGAUGAAUCUGCUAUUAUCGAGAAUGAUGGCAGUAUUAGGUCCCAAAACGUGGUGAAGUUUGAAGUGCAGCUUUACAAAACACGCGACGACAAAUAUUUGCUUGAUCUGCAGAGAGUUCAGGGCCCACAGUUUCUGUUUCUUGAUCUUUGCGCUGCAUUCCUUGCUCAGCUUCGUGUACUCUGAAUUAAUAAUAAUUAUUAGAGUGUGGAAGAAAGAAGUUAAAUGCUGUAUAUAAUUAAUUAAUUAUUGUCAGCUGAGAGCCAAGGCUUCCUCCUCAGAGAUGAAUGUCGGGCCAAGCCGAUAAUUUUGUUUACUCAGCUCGGAGCUGUGGCUUCUGCAACGAGAUUUCACUUCUCAUUUCAUCACUGUAGCUUUUUCUUUUUUCUUCUUUUUCUUUUUCUUUUCCAUGUCACGAAUUUGUUUGACCUUUUAUUAAUUCAAAUAGUUAAUUUUCAUAAUUAAUCGAAAAGAAAUUGUGUAGCUUGAUGCUGCUAAAUGCUAAUCCUCUCCGGCUGCUUUUUUUUUUUUUU
This is a messenger RNA of Erythranthe guttata (spotted monkey flower), 2120 nucleotides long. Its product is annotated as SNF1-related protein kinase catalytic subunit alpha KIN10. Gene Ontology annotation, cellular component: cytoplasm. Gene Ontology annotation, molecular function: ATP binding; protein serine/threonine kinase activity. The record is from RefSeq and is a predicted model, not a curated record. Lineage: Eukaryota; Viridiplantae; Streptophyta; Magnoliopsida; Lamiales; Phrymaceae. Gene Ontology annotation, biological process: protein phosphorylation; intracellular signal transduction.